Messenger RNA from Synchiropus splendidus (mandarinfish), 5200 nucleotides. RefSeq names its product FCH and mu domain containing endocytic adaptor 1 (gene fcho1). Gene Ontology annotation, biological process: clathrin-dependent endocytosis; clathrin coat assembly. Gene Ontology annotation, cellular component: clathrin-coated pit; plasma membrane; cytoplasm. The record is from RefSeq and is a predicted model, not a curated record. The coding region runs from base 979 to 4614 and encodes 1211 amino acids. The transcript has 27 exons. Lineage: Eukaryota; Metazoa; Chordata; Actinopteri; Syngnathiformes; Callionymidae.
AUAUUGAGAAAUAUAAGAGAAGUCUACUUAUGCCUAUGAUUGAAUCAACUGAUAUGUUCUUGUAUUCUUUAUCAGCAGCCUGCCACCUCUUCAGGACCUGUAUGUCUCCAGGACCCAGAGGCGUGCAGGUCGGAUCAGACCAGAACCCCCCGUCACUGGAACAGCUUCUUCCCUUCGGCCGUCAGACUGUUGAAUUCGUGAACAGCCUUUGUUGUUUAUUUUAUUUUAUUUUGUUUUUUUCUGUCAGCACUUCAUUCCAAAACACUUUCCUCGUUGCUAGCUCCGCACUGAUCAUUGCAAUAAAUUUCAUUGUGAUUCUGAUUCUGAUCAGUCGGUAUUUCCAGAAAAUGGAGUGCACAGAGCGUCAUCUUGCACAGAGUCGGAUCGAGCCCUGCAACAGAGCACUGAGCUCUGUAGUGUAGUUGCACUAAGGAGUUAAGUUAAGUCCCUUUAAAGCUGACAUCAUCAUUGCCCUUGUCGUCACUUUUGAUGCUCUUUUUCUUUUGACUUGAUUCGUUUUAUUUCGCUACUUUUCAAUCCGCGGGUAAGCACAACACAUGGACAAUUAGGAAUAACGAAUUAAACUACUCCACACAGCAUGGAUCCACAGUCGAUCUCGAUCGUCUCAAAGUGGAUUCGAACCCACUCGGAAGCUGCGACACGAACCUCUAUGUCAAGUACGUAUUUUGUGGGCGUGGUCUUGUUUGCAGUUGUCCAAUAGAUGACGAAGGGAGUCCCACUUUCUCGUGGUUGCUAUGCCUACACGAGUCCCUUUUUGACUGACAGGUUUGACAUCCAAUUGUAGCAGCGUAGGGCGGGCGCUCUCAGAAGAGUCUUGUGGAUUUCUACUACGGCGGUCAGACCGCUCAGACUGGCCAAGGUGUCUCUUCUUCGUAGCCGAGUAAACUUGAGAUGGAAACUAUAAUAUAAACCGGUCGGGAGAAUUGAGUGCAGAUUGCAAAGAGUGCCUGAGUGAAGAUGGCCUUCUUUCAGAAUAACUUCUGGGGGGAGAAGAAUGCCGGCUUCGAUGUGCUCUACCACAACAUGAAGCAUGGUCAGCUGGCAACCAAGGAACUUGCUGACUUUGUCCGGGAGAGAGCUGCCAUUGAGGAGACUUACUCAAAGUCGAUGGGCAAACUGGCAAAGAUGGCGAGCAAUGGCAGUACGCUGGGGACGUUUGCACCCAUGUGGGAUGUGUUUCGAGUGUCCUCAGACAAGCUGGCCCUCUGUCAUCUAGAACUGAUGAGGAAAAUGAAUGAUCUAAUCCGAGACAUCAACAAGUACGGAGAUGAGCAGGUUAAAAUCCAUCGCAAGACCAAGGAGGAGAUGGUGGGGACAGCCGAGGCGGUGCAGGCGCUCCAAGUUCAGAACGGUCACCUUCAGAAAUCUAAGGAGGGUUAUCACGCCAAGUGCUUGGAGCUGGACCGGCUCAGGAAGGAAGGAGCUCCCCAAAAAGAGCUGGAAAAAGCAGAACUGAAGUCUAAGAAAGCAGCUGAGUCAUUCGCUCUGUGCAUUGAAAAGCACAAUCGUGUGGGAGGAGAGUUUGAGCAGAAGUUUUGUGAGUCUGCACAGAAGUUUCAGGAGAUCGAGGAGUCUCACCUACGGCAGAUGAAACAACUGAUCAAAGGUUUUUCUCACUCAAUAGAGGACACACAUGUUCAAGUUGGACAGGUGCAUGAGGAAUUUAAACAGAACGUGGAAAACAUUGGCAUCGAUAACCUCAUCCAGAAGUUUGCAGAAAUGAAGGGGACUGGAAAAGAGAGACCAGCAUUGGUUGGCUUUGAGGAAUACAUGACUGCCAUGGCUCCUGAAGCUGGGAAGAAAACUCGGGCUAAGGCUUUCAGAAUCCCCGGCCUGGGGAAGAGGGACAAAGAGCCAGACUCGACAGAUUCAGCUGUGACAGACGCACCGAAUUCUCCAUUGGACGUGGACGAUGAAGGAUUUGUCAUCCGGGCUGACAGCACUCAGAAUGGUUGCUCCGAGGACAAGGACAAUAACUUCUACUCCAGCGACUCUGACUUUGACGAUGAGGAGCCCAAGAAGUUUCACAUCCAGAUACGACCGGUGGUGAAUAGCAGCCGCACUAGCUCUGCUGCAGCAGAGAAGGAGCUUAAAGCCACUGUGGGGUCACUGACUCUGCCGCCCAACAGAGCCAAACAGCAGGUGCCUGUGAAACGGCAGAUUUCAAGGAAUUCAAGCACUGCCGGCAGCCGUGGUGAAGAAGGUGAAGGUGUUUUGGGCCGAGACAGAGAACAGGAAGGUCUUCGACGCUCUACAUCCAGCCCCGACCACAGCAGGUUGAACUCCAAAGCAUCAGGCUCUGACAGUCUGUUUGGACCUUCGCUAGAAUCUGCCUUCAAAUCAAAAAGUUUCGAUGGUCGUGAUAAACUCCGAGAGCAAAGCAGCUUUGGUGCGUCCGAAUAUGCGGCCUUCUCGUCCGAGUCCUCGUCACCUGAGAAUGUGGAGGACUCCGGUCUGGACUCCCCCUCCCAUCAGCCGCUUGGCCCCUCUCCUGAACCAGCUGGCUGGGCAGCCUGGCCUCCUACUUCGCACUCAAAAGAGCAGUCACAGCCUCGUGGACGUUCUGCUGAUCCUUUCCUGUCUGUCUUUCGUGACCCCUCCCCGGGCCGCCCUGCACCCUCUCAGGACGACUCCGCCUGGUCGGUCACUCAGCCACGCCCCUCACGCGCCACCCCAGAGCUGGACUCUUCAACCGAUAGAUUCCCGGCCUUCUCUCAGUCUCUUCCUCCUCCUGAGAUGGAUCCAUUGGCGUGGAACUGCAAGCUGGUGGCGUCUGAGGACCCCUUCCUCGCCGCUGCAUUUGAGAACACACUGGCGCAGGACACACAGAAUCAUCCCGAUGCUUGGUCUCACCCUGCAACACGCUCAGCGCACGAGAGUCGCUCGACAGAGGUGCGAGGAGAUCCCUUCUCCAUGCCCCUCCCCGAUGCCAAGACUCUCCCGACACCUUCCUCCUCCUCUUCAUCUUCCUCACAUCGCAGAGACAGGAGACGAGACCGGAGCCUCCCCCCUCCGGUUUCCUCUGAUGACCCGUUCGCCAUCACAAUGAUCGGCAGCCCGACGCACCAGUCCUCCCUGGCCGCAGCAGCGGGAAGAAUCCCCCCAUUCAGCAGCGUCGGGGUCACCCACAGCAGCCGACAGGAUCACACCAGCACGGGGUCUUUGCCACAGGCGCACGCUAAGAAGGAGCUGGUGCACUGGAACUCUGUACACAACCCCUUUAGCGAAACAGCCCCUGGACAUUUCAGUUCUAGAACACAAGAUGGAGGAAAAGAGAAGGGAGGAGAGAGGAGGAAACAUCGAUCAUCAGAAAGUGAGCCUCGCAGGAACGCCCCUCCCCUGACCAGACACUCGGGCCCACAGGAGGACCUGUGCUUCUCCACUGACAAGGACCAAGACUGUCUGGACCUCAACACCCAGCUGCCUUUCACCAUCACCUCUCACAAAGUGUCCAAGCAUCAUGGCCGACAGGAACCCGAUGUCACAACUGCUGCUUCACGAACCACCCGUGGCAAGAGGACGACUGGUCGAAUCUCAGACAGGUCUCGGUCGUUGUGCUCCUCGCCGCUGCCGGAGCCAAACCCCUCCCUCACCUCGUCAUCUUCCUCCAGUCCCAGCGACUGGGGUCAGGUCAGGGAGGGCAGCUGGGGGGCGCCGAACAGAGCGUCCAGCCCAGCCCGGGUGGGACAGGCUUCACCUCUGGCCUUCCAGGAUGCUCCGCAUAGACAGUUGCAUCUCUCACGAGGACCCAGUCCCAUCUCCCUCAGCAGCCAGGACUCGUGGCCCGUGGCCGCUGCGAUAACGGAGUACAUCAACGCCUACUUCAAAGCUGGACAGCAUAACCGCUGCCUCGUGAAGAUCACCGGGGACCUGACCAUGUCCUUCCCGGCUGGAUUCACCCGGAUUUUCUCUUCCAACCCCAACAUCCCGGUUCUCAGCUUCAGGCUGGUCAACAUGUCCAGGAUUGACCACUUCCUGCCGAACCAGAAGCUGCUCUACAGUGACCCGUCCCAGAGCGACCCAGACACUCGAGACUUCUGGUUCAACAUGCCAGCCCUGCAGGUCCACCUGCAGCGGGAGGCCGAGCUCAACCCGCAGGCCUCAUACUACAACGUGGGGCUGCUCAAGUACCAGGUGUCCUCCCAGGAUCCAGGUCGGGCUCCUCUCCUUUUGUCGGCGGAGUGCCAGCGCAGUGGCACAGUGACGCGGGUGUCCCUGGACUACCACUGCUGCCCCGCCACAGCUCCGUCCACGCAACUGACCUCUGUCCAGAUUCUUCUGCCACUGGACCACACCGCCACUGACCUGCAGUGUCAGCCGCCCGCGUCCUGGAAUGCUGAGGAGUGUCGGCUGCUGUGGAAACUUCCCAACCUGUCCCCGACCAACCACAGUAAAGGCUCGGGGACUCUGUGUGCCAGCUGGCAGUGCCUGGAGGCCCCCCGUGGCCCCCCGCCCAGCCUGGCAGUACAGUUUGUGGGCUCUGGGGCAUCACUGGCAGGCCUGGAGGUGGAGCUGGUGGGGAGCCGCUACCGCAUGUCGCUGGUCAAGAAGAGAUUUGCUACAGGCAAGUAUAUGGCGGCCUGUUCCCUCUGAAAGUCCUGAAUGCAGGGUGACUGACGGUUGUCAAGAUGAUGCUGCUCAUCUGUGUAGGACGACGUGCACUUACUUUGGACGUUCCACAAUGUCUCUUGCACCUGAACUCUUCUUCCUCCUGUCAGAUGUUUCCACAAGUUACAUAAUGAACCUAAAACUCAAACUGUAAAUAUGGAGUGAGAAAAAUAUUGUCUUUUUGUGAUGAAUGAAUAAAUGUGCUGCAGCGUUGUCUGACACCAGUUUAUUUGUUUCACGUUGUGACCAAAAUACGACUAUCCAGGGCAAACGUCGUCCCAUCUGUGUGUGACAGUGAACGACUUCAAAAUACACAAAAAUAAAGUUCCGGUUUCAUCAUAUCAAUAAAACGGGAUCAUCCGACGGUGAUCUAAAACAUUACAAAACGUUACAAAUUACACAUAAAAACUUUUUUUUCCUUUCUUCAAAGCACUUGACGGCAACAGGCACAAUAGCUACGACAUCUUUGUCAUGAGGGACACACAAGUCAUAAAUAUAUUGAUCAACUUUUGGAACAACUCAAUACAUCGAUUUUGGGAUUCAGUCAGACUGAAGAGAUUUUUGGGGGGUG